AUGGACUCGUAUUGCUUCCACUCCGUCGCAUCUUUUCUUCUCCUCGCCUAUACCGCAUCUUGCCUUUCAUUUUCAAACCCUUCUCUCCUCGGCGUUCAUCCUCUAGAUGUGAAAUAUUAUAGCUCCGAGUUCAUCAAAUGCAAGGAUGGCUCAAAAUCCUUCUCUAGAGACCGUCUCAAUGACAAUUUCUGUGAUUGCCACGAUGGCACUGAUGAACCUGGAACUUCAGCUUGUUCAGCUGGAAAAUUUUAUUGCAGAAACCUAGGAAGCAAGCCACAGUUUAUAGUUUCUUCCCAUGUUAAUGAUCGGUUUUGUGAUUGUUGUGACGGGAGUGAUGAAUACAAUGGAAUCGUUCUUUGUCCUAAUACGUGUGUCAUGGGUGGAAACACAGAGAACAUGUAUGGAAAUUAUGAUUCAAAGGUAGGUAAUCUGGAUGUUUUUGCUGAAAAAGAAACAGAACACGGAGUGAAGUCAGACGAAUCAGCUCACAGCCUUAAUGGUUUGAAGCUGGCAGUUGUUCUACAAGUGGUUCUAGUUGCUUUUCUGGUAAUUCUAUGGAGUUUCCGUUGCCAUACAAGAUAUAGGAGGAGGCGUUCCCGCUGA
Messenger RNA from Lathyrus sativus (Indian pea), 603 nucleotides. NCBI's taxonomy places the organism in Eukaryota, Viridiplantae, Streptophyta, Magnoliopsida, Fabales, Fabaceae. The record is from the annotation of a GenBank genome assembly.